AUGUAUCUUUAUUAUAUAGCUGUUUUGAGAAAUGAUGAAAAACCGGCUCAGGAACUUGCAAGUGCUGUAAAUUUGUCUUCUUUCGGUUUUUUUCUUAGAUCAAGUAUUAGUGAAUUUAUGAUCUUGUUUAGUAGGAUGAUUGCUGAAGAAACACAGGCUGGGCAACGUAAAAGCUUUGAUCAAGAUAAUUAUGCUCUUCAUGCUUAUUCAAGAUCUGAGAGUAUUGUUGGUGUUGUUAUUACUGAUAAGGAAUAUCCUGUAAGAGUGGCUCAUUCUCUUUUAAGCAAAAUUUUGGAUGAGUUUUUAAUGAAAUAUCCACCUAGUUCAUGGCCUAAAAAAAAUAAUCAACGUUUGUCAUUUAAUCUAUUAGAUGAAUAUAUAGUGAAAUAUCAAGACCCUCGGAAGGCUGAUAAUAUUAUGAAAGUUCAACAAGAACUUGAUGAUAUAAAAAAUGUCUUGUUUCAAACUAUUGAUUCUGUUCUUCAGCGUGGUGAAAAAUUAGAUGAUUUAGUUCAGCGUUCGGAUAUAUUGUCUGCUCAAUCUCGAUUGUUUUAUAAACAGGCAAAAAAAAAUAAUUCAUGUUGUAUUAUUGCAUAA
This is a messenger RNA of Pneumocystis jirovecii RU7, 597 nucleotides long. RefSeq names its product palmitoyltransferase YKT6. The record is from RefSeq and is a predicted model, not a curated record. Lineage: Eukaryota; Fungi; Ascomycota; Pneumocystomycetes; Pneumocystales; Pneumocystaceae. The transcript has 5 exons. Bases 1 to 597 code for a protein of 198 amino acids. Gene Ontology annotation, biological process: endoplasmic reticulum to Golgi vesicle-mediated transport. Gene Ontology annotation, molecular function: SNAP receptor activity. Gene Ontology annotation, cellular component: Golgi apparatus; membrane.